Closterium sp. Naga37s-1 is the source of this 414-nucleotide messenger RNA. The record is from the annotation of a GenBank genome assembly. Lineage: Eukaryota; Viridiplantae; Streptophyta; Zygnematophyceae; Desmidiales; Closteriaceae.
AUGGUCUCUGUACAGUCCUUCAUAGGUGGGGCUGCUGGUCACAGGUGGGGCUGCUGGUCACAGGUGGGGCUGCUGGUCACAGGUGGGGCUGCUGGUCACAGGCGGGGCUGCUGGUCACAGGUGGGGCUGCUGGUCCUAGUGCCUGGUGCUGGCGUGACGGCACUGGUGCCGGUGCUGGUGUUGGUGACUGGCUUCGGUGCUGAUGCUGCGCUGGUGCUGGUGUCUAGUGCUGAUGGGGCGCGACGGGUGGGACGAGUUGCAGACGGGCUACAGGUUGGGCGGGAUCUGACGGUAGGAGGCGCGCAAGCGCUGGAGCUAUCGUCGCAUUCUGCCGCCACUCUCUUCCCCCUUUUCCUCUCUCCCCUACAGCAUUCCGCCGCCACUCCCUUCCCCCUUUCCUUCUCCCCCCCAUAG